CCAAUCAGUAAACACAGAUGUAGAAGGAUUUUGCUGGGGUCACACAUUCACAUUGUUCACGUUUCCUGUUUCCUCCAUGAUGUACUGCAAACAUCCUUUCCAGGUCCAAAUCUGCCCCCCAGCACCGUGUAGAGGCUGGUGACAUUCCCGGCAGUGACAGCGAGGGGAGUGGCAUUAAUUGUUUCUCCCAGCUCAAAGGCUCUGUGGGAGUUGCAAGAUUUGAGAGACAGGAAGGGUUGCCAGCCCACCCAGCCCCAGCUUCUUCACGGCCGGAUCAGGGGAUUUCAGAGACCCAUCUUUUCCCCUGAUUGGAAUAGAGCACUUCUUCCAGAAAGGGGAACUUAAUCUUGAUGGAGGAACUACAAGAAGUGAACAGCCCCCUGCAGAAGCCCAGAAAGGCAACUCCUCAGCCAGGAGAAGAUACCUUGAACGGCCAUCUUCCCCCAGGCUGGCAGAGCUAUAUGUCUCCCCAGGGCCGCAGGUACUAUGUGAACACCUUCACGAACGAGACAACCUGGGAGCGGCCAAGCAGUGUGCCUGGGACCCCGAAGAGCCCUGUGACACAGCAGAGCCCAGCAGUGAAUGGCUAUCACAUUUCUGGGACCCCGGUACACCAACUAGAUUCCACUCACAUGAAUCUCCGAAAAGCCAGUGGGGACCCCCAGGUAAGUUUUGGGGAAAAAAGUCCAAGCAGUGAUAUCCAGACAAGUGGAUGUCUGCUUAAGCAGACUGGGAGUCUGCUAGAGUAGGAUGUCAAGAGGCAUUUUAUUUAAGAAACUGUCAAAUCAGUCAGAUUCAUUGCAUCUAGAAAAGUCACUCUUUGUAUUCUACUGAUAAAACAGUACAAAAUACCAAAAUACUUUGAAUUUUUGUGUCCUAUCGCUACUUUCUGAAAAUUCCCUGAGGCCACUUCAGUCACCAUUAACAAAUGUCCUGCCAUUUCAGCCUGAACUCCAUGCUUGUCUCCAGCACAGUCCUCUCUAGACAAGAACAUCCGCCCAUGCCUCUAUCUUAUCAUGUUUUCUUGCAGCCUUCCCUCCCGAAGACAUUAUUCACAAAGAAUUUGAGGGAAACUAUUUUCUGAAUUACUUCAUCCAUGUCAGUGUGUCCUUUCACAGGCCCUCCUCUGUGCCUUUCACAGCCCGUGCCGCACCCAUCAUCACCUUGGGCUAGUGUUCAAGAUGCUGACUUGUUGACUGUCUCCCUCAUCUGUUUGACUAAAUUUUCACUCGAUAUUUCUGUACUGCUGAUUUUACCACUUCUUGUCUCCAGGAGAGUCUUCCCUGCAGAUCUGCAAAUGCAGCACAGGGCCCUCUUCUAGCUCCUCCUGUGAGAUGCUUCAUUCCCUGCCAAAACAGCAACAGCUGAGCAGUGUUGCUGGGUUGCACUCCUGGUGAGUUGUGCUUCCCAAUCUGCUGGCUGGGAAAAAGGGCACAGGACCUCAGUUCUGUUUCAUUUCUUUACUAGCUGCUAGGUUCUUCUGCAAAGCAGCUAUUAGAACACUCCCUACAAAAUGUGUGUUUUGUGUAUAGUUUCCAUGCUGAACUGCACUGCCCCAGUGUUCCUCUGAAGCCCUAUUUCUUGGUCUAAAUUUUAUGUUGUCUGCCAACUGCCCACUUUGCUUUUACCAUCUCUCUUACCCCUUCUAGGCACUGGCCCUCAGUGCUGUGCACUGCACCAGCAGUGCUCUUUCAGCUGAGCCUGUAUUUCUGGGUCCCUUUCCCCAUGGAUUCAUGGCAUUUCCCAUGACACAGUCUGUCAUUUCAGGCUCCAUGUCCAUGACCAACAUCUCUCACUUAACUGACCUGCACUGUUUCCUCUCUGAGCAUCUUACACAGGCUGGAGGUGGAACACCAAUAGAAAUUCAAAACUAUUUUAAUAACCUCCACAGCUGUUGGUGGACACCUCUGUUCACCCACCUGCUGCAUCUCCUUCAGACAACCCAGAUCAACUUGCAGGCUCUGACUUCCUUUAAAAUAAGCAGUUUAAAUUCUUGUGCAACAAAUGCCAUUUUCUGAAGGUAUCUGUUUCAUCUACCAGCAAGUCAGAAUAACUGACUUCCCCAGAGCUUUAUUUCUAAUAUUCGCUGUUUUUGUGGUGCUGUGUCUGACUCAGGUAAAUCUUUUAGACUCAAGUCACCUUUGUGCUCAAAUUCACUUUAAAGAUACACAGUUUCCAUGCACUUCUCAGCUCUGCUGAGCUGACUCAGCCACAGGGCCUACAGGAGUCCUGUUCAUGAUUUCCUUCAUUCACUUCAAUGGCCUCCGUCACACUUUCUUUCCAUUACUCUUUAAUUACCAGUUUUCCCAAACUCAGGUCUUCAUUCAUGCCUCGAACCUGCACUGGAUCUGUAACAAGGUACUGCUGCCAUUAUCCCUGAGAGCAGCUUGUGUCCGCGCCCAUGUGGGAGACAGCUUUUCCUGGGAGCAGUGGAUGCUUUUGCAGAAGAGUCUUUAGUGAGGAAAAUGUCUGCUGUGUGCAGGUUGCAGGAAGGGGAUUUUUCUACAGCCAUUCUCCAGACCCCAGACUCUGGCUCAGUUGGGCCAACUCCAGUCCCCAUUCCUGGGCCAUAUCUGUCACAGUGCCAUGACUGUCUGUGCAGCUGCUCCCAGCAGCACGGCGUUCUCCUGCAAGAGCCAUUUCCAGGCAUGCUGCAGGACCUGGGCAGCAGCCACCACGCAGGCAAAUGCUCGGGAAAGCCCUGCCACAGCUCUCGGAAACAGGUCAAGGGGGAAAGAGCUACAGCCGAGCACAAAGCGGUGCCGUGCCGGGCGCGGAGCCAGGCCUUGUUUACCACUUCCUAGACGGCAGCGCCGCGCUGCCCGCUCCGAUGAACGGUCGCAAACGGAGCGGCAGAACAGCGGCAGCCUUUGGACACCGAUCUCGGGCUGCAGCUCAGAGUAAACGCGCUGCUCAGGGGCUGCAGCAGAGUCCCGGGUGACUCAAAGCGUUCCCUCCACACUGCCCCGCGUCAUCCGCAGCCGCCGGGCACAGCACGGGGCCGCG
Messenger RNA from Meleagris gallopavo (turkey), 3006 nucleotides. The record is from RefSeq and is a predicted model, not a curated record. NCBI's taxonomy places the organism in Eukaryota, Metazoa, Chordata, Aves, Galliformes, Phasianidae.